AACAAUAAUAAGUAAGAGAAGGAAAAAAACCAUCUUUCCUCCUCCUCCCACACCAUCGGCAUAGGCGCGCCGGCGAGUCGGCCACCGAUCCGACCCCCAUGGAGUCCUCCGCACGGCCCUGCCCCGUGAAUGUGGAGGACGAUUUCUACUGGGACGCCGCGGCCGAGGCGGAGCUCCAGGCCAUCGAGGCAGCCUACGCUUCCGAGUCCGCCAAGCGCCGCCGCCUCCCGGACUGGUGCAGCCCCGCCGUCCCCGUGCGCCCACGAACGAAUCCGCUCCCCGCGGCCGGAGCCGCCGACUUGCCAUCGUGGACCCCAUCGCCUCCCACUCGCCGAGUUGCAGAUCGUUCCCUCCACAUUGCGUCGACCAUGGAAAUUGUUUGUGCAAUUGUGUUAAUAAGUUUGUAUGAUACAUCGCACGCAUGCGCGUGGAGGACUGGAGGGGAUAGGGUUCUUGGGGUUACAGUUUCAUCACUUGGAAGAGAAGCCCCCAACUUUGGUGAAAUGGCAGCUAUGCGUGAUUUCUUCCAUGUUGGGUAUGUGAAGGCAAUGCACCAACAAAUAGUUUUCAGCGGUAAGAUAGUAUAUUGCCAGACACCUUCUGAAGUGGAGAAAGCUACAACGGAAAUUUUACGCAAAAUUGAAAAGAUGAAGGCCACUGGCCAGGUCUCCCUCGGUUUUGAUCUUGAAUGGCGACCCUUUCCUAGAAGAGGAGACCCGCCAUGUAAAGUCGCUCUAAUGCAGUUAUGCAUGGACAAAACUCAUUGUUAUGUCAUGCAUAUCAUUCACUCUGGAGUACCUCCUAAAUUGAAGUUCCUUUUGGAGGAUAAUUCAUCAAUUAAAGUUGGAAUUUGUAUAGACAAUGAUGCAAGGAAAAUGUUCAACGAUUAUGAUGUCCGUGUACAGCCAUUAAUGGAUUUGUCUACUGUUGCUAAUGUCAAGUUAGCUGGGCCUCCUAAAAGAUGGAGUCUUGCUGCAUUAACUGAAAUGAUCACAUGUAAAGAGUUACCCAAGCCCAGCAACAUAAGAAUGGGAAACUGGGAGGCUUACACUCUCUCAAAGCAGCAACUUCAGUAUGCUGCUACUGAUGCCUAUAUCUCGUGGUACUUGUAUGAGGUAUUACAGAGUCUUCCAGAUUAUAAUGCUGAAACUGAAAAGGAGAUAGUUUAGGGAACAUAGCAGUAGAUGCACAAUUAAACUGGAGCUUCCAAAAAAGAAGAAGCUAUUUCAUGUCUCCCUAGUGUUCUAUGACUUCUCUUCUCAACCAGGGUUGAGUACGAAGAUAUUUUCCCUUGGUCAAAACCAAAGAACUGAAAGUUUCUCCAACCAUGCAUUGGGAGGCCUGCUGUGCGAAGAUCUUCGCUCUGUUGUAAUUUGUGCUUGUUGUGAUUUAGAUUAUGUUUCUUAGAACUGUUGUGAUUUAGAUGCGUGGUGGUUAACCCCUUCACUAUAAAUUCUUGGAUUGUGCCGCCAUUGUAACUUGCAAGUUGGAUCAAGUACUCUCUCUCCCUCCUUUUUUUUAUUGGAUCAAGUGCUCUUCUAGUGAGAACAGUUUGGGCUAAAUUUUAUUGGCCCUAUUAGUUUGUUUGAUAUCGCCAUUUGGAGUUAGUUU
Messenger RNA from Brachypodium distachyon (stiff brome), 1611 nucleotides. Its product is annotated as Werner Syndrome-like exonuclease. Gene Ontology annotation, molecular function: 3'-5' exonuclease activity; nucleic acid binding. Lineage: Eukaryota; Viridiplantae; Streptophyta; Magnoliopsida; Poales; Poaceae. The record is from RefSeq and is a predicted model, not a curated record. Gene Ontology annotation, biological process: nucleobase-containing compound metabolic process. Bases 99 to 1169 code for a protein of 356 amino acids. The transcript has 8 exons.